This is a messenger RNA of Cryptosporidium muris RN66, 3279 nucleotides long. Its product is annotated as isoleucyl-tRNA synthetase family protein. Gene Ontology annotation, molecular function: tRNA binding; isoleucine-tRNA ligase activity; aminoacyl-tRNA deacylase activity. The transcript has a single exon. Gene Ontology annotation, biological process: isoleucyl-tRNA aminoacylation. Lineage: Eukaryota; Apicomplexa; Conoidasida; Eucoccidiorida; Cryptosporidiidae. The coding region runs from base 1 to 3279 and encodes 1092 amino acids. The record is from RefSeq and is a predicted model, not a curated record.
AUGCCAACAUUUCAACAAGUAUCAGAUCGUCCAGAUUUUCCAGCUAUGGAAGAGGAAGUACUUGAGUUUUGGAAAAGUAUAGAUGUAUUAAAUACUUCUUUAAAGAAAGCAGAAGGUAGGCCGAGAUAUUCAUUUUAUGAUGGUCCACCAUUUGCAACCGGAUUACCACAUUAUGGUCAUAUUUUAGCUGGUACUAUCAAGGAUAUAGUUACUCGAUAUGCACAACAAAAAGGUUACUAUUGUGAAAGGCGUUUUGGUUGGGAUUGUCAUGGUUUACCUGUUGAAUAUGAAAUUGACAAAUUAUUGAAUAUAUCAGGUAGAGAUGACGUAAUUAAUAUGGGGAUUGAUAAGUAUAAUGAGUCAUGUCGGGCUAUUGUAUUGAGAUAUACUGAAAAGUGGAGGACAACAGUAGAACGUGUUGGAAGAUGGAUUGAUUUUGAUAAUGAUUAUCGCACAAUGGAUCUUUCAUUUAUGCAAAGUGUUUGGUGGGUAUUUAAACAAUUAUAUGAUAAAGGAUUAGUAUACAGAGCAUAUAGGGUAAUGCCAUAUUCUACUAUUUGUAGUACACCUUUAUCAAAUUUUGAAGCCAAUUUGAAUUAUAAAGAUGUAAGCGAUCCAUCUAUUAUUAUAUCCUUUCCAUCUGAAGAAGAUCCUAAUCUGGAGUUUUUGGCUUGGACAACUACUCCCUGGACAUUACCAGCAAACACUGCACUAGCAGUACAUCCAGAAUUAAUAUAUGUAUAUUUUAAACCAGAAAAUAGUAAUAAGAAGUAUGUUGUCUGUGAAAAUCGUUUGGAUUGGGUUUUAUCUGAGCUUAAAAUAAAAAAUUAUACAAUUGAAUCAACAUGUAUGGGUAAUUUAUUACAUAAUAUAAAAUUAAUACCUCUUUUUAAUUAUUAUAGAGAUUCUGAAGGAUCUAAUAGAUUUUGGAGGAUAUUAGCAGAUCCAUAUGUUACAGAUUCAACAGGUACUGGAUUGGUACAUAUGGCUCCUGCAUUUGGUGAAGAUGAUUUUCGUGUCUGUACUAUGCAUGAUAUUAUUGAUAUUCAUGGUAAUAAUUUGCCAUGUCCAAUGGAUCCAAAUGGUAAGUUUAUAGAACCUGCAUCUGAUUAUAUUGGAGUUUGGUUUAAGGAUGCUGAUAAAGCAAUUAGACAGAAACUUAAAAGAGAAGGUAGACUUUUAAGUGAUAAUACAUGUGUUCAUUCAUAUCCUCAUUGUUGGAGAUCAGAUUCACCACUACAAUAUAGAGCUGUUCCAUCAUGGUUUAUAAAUGUAGAAUCUUUAAAAGAGAAAUUAUUAAAGAAUAAUAAUGAAACUUAUUGGGUACCUAAACACGUAAAAGAAAAACGUUUUCAUAAUUGGUUACAAGAUGCAAAAGAUUGGUGUAUAAGCCGUAAUAGAUUUUGGGGAACUCCUAUUCCAUUAUGGGUUUCUGAAGACUUUAGUAUUAUUCAUUGUAUUGGUAGUAUAGAUGAAUUAGAAAAGCUUGCAAUUAAUCUUAAAGAACCUAUUAGUGAUAUUCAUCGACACUUUGUAGAUUCAAUAACUAUACCAGAUCCUCGUGGAGAUUCUUAUCCACCUUUAAAACGUAUAGAUGAAGUAUUUGAUUGUUGGUUUGAAUCAGGUUCUAUGCCUUAUGCUUCUUUAUCUUAUCCAUUUAAAAAUAAAGAAUAUUUUAAUGAGAUUUUUCCUGCAGAUUUUGUAAGUGAAGGAUUGGAUCAAACAAGGGGUUGGUUUUAUACUUUAAUGAUUUUAUCUACAGCAUUAUUUGAUAAACCAGCUUUUAAAAAUCUUAUUGUUAGUGGACUUGUUUUAGCAUCAGAUGGUAAAAAAAUGUCAAAAAGGCUUAAAAAUUAUCCAGACACAAAUGAAAUUGUCAAUAAAUAUGGUGCUGAUGCUUUAAGAUUAUAUCUUAUUAAUUCACCAGUUGUAAGAGCUGAAACUUUAAGAUUUAAAGAGGAAGGUGUACGUGAUAUAGUAAAAGAUGUCUUAUUACCAUGGUAUCAUUGUUAUAGAUUCUUUAUUCAAGAAGCAUCUCGUUUUGAAAAUAAUACGGGAGGGAGUUUUAAGUCAAAUUCAAAUACAAUAAGAAAUUGUACAAAUAUUAUGGAUAUAUGGAUAUAUUCUGAAGCUCAAUCUUUAAUUAAAUUUUUUAGAAGUGAAAUGGACAAAUAUAGAUUAUAUACAGUCUCUCCAAAGCUUAUUGAAUUCUUAGAUGAUUUAUGUAAUUGGUAUGUUAGAUUAAAUAGAGAUAGAAUGAGAGGCUCAUAUAAUCCAGAUGAUACUUUAAUAGCCUUAGAAGUACUUUUUGAAGUCUUGAUGAUUAUAACUAAACUUAUGUGUCCAUUUUCACCAUUCUUAUGUGAAUCACUUUACAAGAAUUUGAGAAGUGCUUUUGAUAAAUCUCAAAUAGAAGAUAGUAUUCAUUUCUUGUUAGUUCCAGAUCAUAAAGAAGAAUUUAUUAAACCUCAAGUUGAAGUUUUAGUUGAACAAAUGAAGGAAAUUAUUAUUAUGGGACGUACAAUUAGAGAAAAGAGAAAAGUAAGUCUUAAAGUACCCCUUAAGAAUAUGGUUAUUAUACAUAGAGAUAAAAAGGUUUUAGAAGAUCUUGUAAUGUCUAAACUUACAAAUUAUAUUAAAGAAGAGCUUAAUGUUUUGGAAGUUCAGGUACAUUCUAAUUCUCAAUUUGAACAGAUAACUAAAUUAGUUGCAAUUCCAAACUUUAGAUCCCUUGGUCAAAAGCUUGGAAAGCAUAUGAAGGAAGUUACAAAUAUUAUUAAAUCUAUGACAACUUCUGAUAUUCAAGAAUUUCUUGAAAAAAAAUCAAUUGAAAUUUGUGGUUUUAAUUUAGGAGAGGAUGAUAUUAUUAUUCAAACUAUAAUUGAUCCAAUAGUUCAAGGUAACUCACCAAAUAUGUUUUAUGAUGGAGAUUCUAAAUUUAUUAUUGGUUUAGAUUUUACUUCAGAUAGUGAAUUUGAAUUAAUGGCUUAUGCUAGAGAAUUAGCAAAUAAGAUACAAAAAUUAAGGAAAGGAAAUAAUAUGGAUCCUAAUGCUAAUGUUACUAUAUAUAUAGAACAAAUUGAAAAUAUUAAUAAAUUUGUAGAUUCUAAUAAUAAAUUUUUGGAUAUGAUGAAUUCUUAUGAUGAAUAUUUACAGAAAAUAAUACGUAAACCUAUAAAGUAUAUACAUUCAAAUACAAAUAUUGAUAAUGUUAUAUUUAGUGACCAAAUAGAGAUUGGGUUUGACAUUAUCAAAGUUACUGCAGCUUUAAAUAUCUAA